Molecule: messenger RNA, 2202 nt
Organism: Thermochaetoides thermophila DSM 1495
Lineage: Eukaryota; Fungi; Ascomycota; Sordariomycetes; Sordariales; Chaetomiaceae
Exons: 2
Coding region: 1-2202 (733 amino acids)
Molecular function (GO): ATP hydrolysis activity; ATP binding
Source: RefSeq, a predicted model, not a curated record
AUGGGCAAAACGUCAGCAGACGCCUCGUCCAAGAAGAACGUUGAGAUCGGAGCUAACCCCUCCAUCAAGACGCUCUAUGAAGGACCGGGCAGCCGCGAGGAUGCCUACAACUGGGUCGACUACCCGCCCAAGACGGUCACCAAGAGCUUGGCCCGGGCGCAUGACCGCGUAGCCAUCAAGGUGUACAAGGUCAAGGACCCGGACAAGCCCGUCCUAUCUGGUCGCUUCAGCCUGCGGUACUACAUGCUGGAAAUCCAGAACCCGUUGCUCGUGGCAUGCUUGGCUGAAGUCCUCAAGAAGCAGGAAAUGCACAUUGAGCCGAGUGAGCCCGUCACCUUCAAAGACCCAUUUGUUAAGCUGUACUUUGCGUAUGACGACUUGGCUGCCAAACACCGCGAGCUGCUUCAGAACGAACCCAACAACUCUCUCGAGCCGUUCUUGCAUUUACUGCUUCGUCUGCUGGACGAUGUCUUUGCUGACACUCGCGCCAAACUCAAAGCGUUGCGCGCCGACCGUCUCGUAUCCUUCCGUCUCGCCUGGGCCUACUUCCCGCGCGGCACGACGGUCAUCACGUGGGGCAACAACUGCGAGCUUUUGUGUAAAGUGAAGGAAACGCGGUACACGCGCAUGGGCAAUUGUGCCGUAUUUCUUAUCGAAGGCGAGGUGCUGCAGUUUGAGGGGCGGGGCUUCCACUGGGAGCCACAUACCAUCAUAAUUGAGUCGUUCAAAGGCAAUUUGCCGAUUACGGAGCUGGAUGCGUAUCCGCUGGAGUUUCAUGAGGCUGUGGAGGAUGUGAGGGCGAGGUUGACGGCUAGAGGGAGAAAGUCGCUGGAGUAUUUGGGUUUGACGCAUGCUUUCUAUCAGGGGCUGGCGCUGCAUGUUCGGGGAAAUGUCACUGAGAGGCAUAUUGUGGAUGGGAGAGUAUUGAUUGAUGUUAUGGGGUACAAGAAACAUCAUCUGGCUCAGGGAUCGCGCGAGGGUAGCCAUCCUGUCACGAAGAAGAAGCGCCUCAUCGUCUAUGACGAGGAAGACGCAGAGAACAUUAACGACGAGGAAGAAGAACAGCAGCAGCAGCAACCGGACUCGACCGUCUACGACGCACCGGAGAACAAUAGAUGGAUGAACAACGCAAACACACAGGAGACCGAAACGCAAAAGCCCCCAACGUCAGCGGCCAUCAAACGGCUCAAUCCGGCGGCCCAGCAGCGCAUCAAGGAGCGUAUGCUGGAACUGGAGGUCAAGGAGCCACAUCUGAUGUACAUCUCGCCGCUGAUUCAGGGCUACGCACUCAAGAACAAGCUGUGGAUGCAGUUCUAUAUCGAGGACAUCAAGCCAAUGGUGUGGAAUGACGAGGCGUACGAUCAUCUAGUGUACGAUGAGCAGCAGAAAGAUCUGGUGUUGAGUUUCGUCGAAAGCCAUCGCAGCAUGGAGAGCAGUCUGCAACAGCAGGCCAAGGCGAUGGAUGAUGUAAUUGCUGGAAAGGGACAAGGUCUGGUCAUCCUGCUGAGCGGUCCUCCGGGCACAGGUAAGACACUCAUGGCCGAAGCUGUCGCUGACCGCACCCGUCGGCCACUGUUCUACCUGCAGGCCGAGGAUCUGGGCGUUUCGCCCGAUGUGCUCGCAUCCAACCUCAAGAACGUCUUCCAGAUGGCAACAGACUGGGACGCUGUGAUCCUGUUGGACGAGGCCGACGUUUUCAUGGCGGAGCGGCACCCGCAGGAUAUCCAGCGCAACGAGCUGGUCUCGAUCUUCUUGAGGGAGAUUGAGUACUUCCGGGGCAUCAUCUUCCUGACGACAAACCUCUACAGCACGAUCGACUCGGCCUUCCGUAGCCGUGUCAGCUUGCAUUUGCUGUUCAACUCGCUGACACCCGAGGCGCGCGCUUUGAUCUGGCGCAAGUUCUUGGAUCGGCUGCCGCCGUCAAAGGGGAAGAAGCCAGCAGUUGAGCCUGAGGAGGAGGCUAUUGCUGGAAAGGGUCAUGCCGAAGAUGACAAGCUGACAGAUGAGGAUAUUCGGGAGCUUGCACUUUGGCAGCUCAAUGGCCGCGAGAUCAAGACAGCCGUCAAGAUGACCAAGACGUGGUGCGACUACAAGGGUUAUCCAAUGACGCUGACAAGGUUGGAGAAUGGCAUCAGGGUGACCAGCCCGCAUGCGUCCAAGUCUAGUCGCGAGGGCGGCGAUACAUCGCUUUAUGAGGAGUAG